CGAUCUCACGGCUUGACAAUGAAUGUCAAUUUCGAUAAGUAAAUUCUAUUAUUCGGGAAUUUUGCAGUAAAUCGGUUAGAGUGUGAUGAAAAUUGUGGAUCAAUACAAGAUAACUUUAUAAAAUGCGUCCAGUGCAAAACUUGCCUCGGAACAAGGCUUCAAUGUUAGUAAUCGAAACAAUUUUCAAUUCGUCAAUUAUGGAUGGAAAUGCGGAUUUGAAGAGAACGCGUGGAGUAUUGCAAUUGCUGGGACCCCUACACAAUAUGCCCAUCUCAGAUUUCCGCAAGAAGAAACUUCUCUACGUUUUUCACGUCUUUUUCGAUGUUAACCAGAGCGGCACAAUCGACCGAAAAGACUUCGAACUAGCGAUUGAGAAAGUCUGUUCGCUGAGAGGAUGGGCCUCUGGUUCAGAAGAGUAUAGGAGGACCUUCAACAGUAUGAUAGAAAUCUGGGAAGGUCUCAGACAAAGAGCUGACUCAAACAAGGAUGGACAGGUCAGCGUUGAAGAAUGGGCUAGUAUGUGGGAUGAUUACUCCAAGAGACCUGAGAACGCCUUGGAAUGGCAGACCCAAUAUAUGAGGUUCAUGUUCGAACUCGAAGACGCCUCUGGUGAUGGGUCCAUAGAUGUAGAUGAGUUCACCUCCGUUUGCUCUUGCUAUGGUCUCGAGGCUGGGGAGUGUAGAGAAGCUUUCACCAAAAUGUCACAGGGUCAGAAAAACGUCACCUACGAACAGUUCGAGCAUCUUUGGAAACAAUUCUUCAUGUCUGAGAACCCUCAAGAGCCAGGAAACUACAUCUUCGGGAAGACCAGAUUUUAACCGUGAUGCUUUUCUACUUAUAUAACAACAAAUGGUGGAAUAUUUCCAACAUAAAUAUAUUAUACACUUAUACACCCCCAUGCCGCACGGCUAGUGACGUGGGCCGAAUAAUUUUUGUUAGAUGGAAAAUAAUCAAACGUAUUCGUUUCUGGCAUAUCUUUAAGAUGAGAACCGUGUGAAUGUAUAUAUCCAUAAUAAUAAUAAUUAAUAUUUACUUGAACAUCCCUUAUUCGUUAUAGCAUCUUUCGUGAUAAACAACGGUGUUUGAAAUUGGAGAGGGUAACAUUAUUACAUUUCAAAUAUAAAAAAAAUUCUUGGAAUAGAUUAUAGAUAGAAAUUCACAGUUUUGGAAUAUUAGAGUUUGAAAGUCGUCACGGUAUCGAAUAACGAAUAGCAAUUUUUACUUACCGAAAGUUUUUUCAUGAAUGUCAGAAAAUAAAUUUAACCUUAUGCUUCUUCUAUAGUGUUGAAUGUCUCUAGAUUUCGUAAUUUUUCUCAGAAUGUAAACAGAUCUGAAAAUGUUCGAUUUUUUUAUACCUAUAUCUUGAUCUCCUUCGCCAUCUAGAUUUCCUUUCCCUACUGUUUCUAGUUAUUCCACCCUGUUAUACUCUACUGAGUCUGGCUACUUAUAUUCUGUUGUUAACCAAUUUCUUUUAGAUGAAACUACAAAUUUCAAUUCGUCAAAGUUGGAGGAUGUCGUAUAUUAUUGUUGUGUUAUGUAACUGAGUAUAAUAAAUGUUGAAUUGGAAAUAUAUUUAUGUUCAAUGUCAAAUAUGAGUGGGUUGAUGUGAAACUCAUGCAACGAUGGUAACAUGUUCAAUUCAUAAAUGACAUUCUGUA
Coccinella septempunctata (seven-spotted ladybird) is the source of this 1658-nucleotide messenger RNA. It is a transcript of the gene Scp2, whose product is annotated as calexcitin-2. Gene Ontology annotation, molecular function: calcium ion binding. The record is from RefSeq and is a predicted model, not a curated record. Lineage: Eukaryota; Metazoa; Arthropoda; Insecta; Coleoptera; Coccinellidae. The transcript is spliced from 6 exons. The coding region runs from base 123 to 818 and encodes 231 amino acids.